This is a messenger RNA of Cylindrotheca closterium, 855 nucleotides long. The record is from the annotation of a GenBank genome assembly. NCBI's taxonomy places the organism in Eukaryota, Bacillariophyta, Bacillariophyceae, Bacillariales, Bacillariaceae.
AUGGAAAAGAUACACAAUGCCAGGAGCGAAAGACCCCACACCUUGAUUCGCGCCAAUGGUGUGAGUCGCCUGCAAACCACAGGUAUCAACUUUGCGGUUCCUGCGCUCCAGAAAGUGAAAGAGCACAUGCUGGAUACCCACGGCGAGUUUCAUUGGAGGACUGCCAUUCUACGAAUACUGCACAAUCACAAAGUCCAAUAUACUCUCAUGGGUCUAUUGUUUUUGGAUGUGGUCAUUCUAUUCAUUGAAACCUUUCUAACGGGUCACUAUCCACCCUGCAAUAUCAUUGAGCGAGAUUGCUUGGCCUGUUGUCCUUUGGCGGCAGAAGGUGCCGAACGAUUCCUUGCAUCGUCGGAACCAGUGUGUGAAAGUGGAUACGAAACCACUGUUGGAUAUGGAUCUUGCGAUGGGAACAAGUGGCAUACGGUUCAUUCGGUCGAGAUUGCAUUGUUUGCAAUGACGAUUGCGAUUUUAUCGACCUUUUUCGUCGAAAUUCAUCUGGAACUGAUUGCCUUGGGACCCUCCGUCUUUUGCCGACAAGUCUUUUAUCUGUUUGACUACAUUAUCAUUGUGGUGAGCUUGACAUUGGAACUCCUGUUCCACUUUGAUCAUGAAGACCUUGGACUGUCCAGUUUAGGGGGAUUGAUCAUUUUUGCUCGUGUAUGGAGAUUUGUUCGGAUUGGACAUGGAAUCAUUGAAGUGACGACGGAAUUGACUCACAAACGAUACAAAGCUCUCAUGGACUAUGCCGAAGAGCUAGAAGAGAAAAUGAAAGAAAAUAAUCUGGAUUUGCCCGAGGCACCAAAAUCCUUUCAUCGCAAAGAGUCUGAAGAGACUGAUCAAGGAGCCCACUAA